Messenger RNA from Drosophila persimilis, 2366 nucleotides. Its product is annotated as homeobox protein invected. Lineage: Eukaryota; Metazoa; Arthropoda; Insecta; Diptera; Drosophilidae. Gene Ontology annotation, cellular component: nucleus. Bases 276 to 2153 code for a protein of 625 amino acids. Gene Ontology annotation, molecular function: RNA polymerase II cis-regulatory region sequence-specific DNA binding; DNA-binding transcription factor activity, RNA polymerase II-specific. Gene Ontology annotation, biological process: multicellular organism development; neuron differentiation; regulation of transcription by RNA polymerase II. The transcript has 4 exons. The record is from RefSeq and is a predicted model, not a curated record.
GAUUCAUUCGUGCGGUUCGGAACGGCCAGCGCCAGCGAGCGAGCAGCGUCGGUACUUUGUGGCUUUUAAUGCUUUUUAUGUUCAAUCCGAGAGGAGAGCGACGCAUAUUCCCCCGCUCUGCGCGUGUGUGCGUGGCGUGUGUGUUACCGUGUUUGUGCUCGGGGAACGGAACAGUUAUUUAGUGGAGUCGCCGUGCGGCUGAAAAUGCCGUCGGCUUUGCAGUGCAACAGGAAUAAAGAUAAAGACAGAAACCGCCGAAUCGCCCCGAGAAACUGAUGUCCACUUUGGCAAGCAGUCGCCCUCUGCCUCCACUCAAAUUCAGCAUACUGAAUCGCAUCCAGCCAGAGGAGGAGGAGCAGGAGCAGGAGCAGGAGGAGGAGGACCACGACCACGAUCACGAUCAGGAUCAGGAGGAGCAGCCGGAGGAGGCAAUGCAUCCGGACUGCCUGCCCCUGCCGCUGUCGCAGCACAUCAGCAGUCCGCAGGUCGAAGAGGAGGUCGAGGACGAGACGGAAACGGAAACGGACCUGGGACGCACCUCCAUCUGCAACGAGCGGCACCUCAACAUCGAGGACGAGGAUGAGGAGGAAUCGGCCGAUGCGGAUGUGGACGAGGACCUCGAUCUGGAGGACGCCGCCAGCUGUUGCAGCGAGAACAGCGUGCUAAGCGUCGGCCAGGAGCAGCACUCCCAGGCAGCGGCCCAGGCCCAGGCGCAGGCCCACGUCCAUGUCCAGGCCCAGGCGCGACAACGGCUCCUCAUGAGCCAGCUCUACCGCCCGUCGGCCUUCAGCAGUGUACCCAGCGAUCCUCCCGCCGUCCCAGUCGAUGCCGCUACGGAUCCGGGCGGUGGUCUCCUGCCCCUGGGCGGGCCGCCCGCCGGCAGCUUCCAGGAGGAGUUCCUGCGCAAGUCGCAGCUCUACGCCGAGGAGCUGAUGAAGCAGCAGAUGCAUCUGAUGGCCGCUGCCCGCGUCAAUGCCCUGACGGCGGCGGCAGCUGGCAAACAGCUGCAGAUGGCCGCAGCAGCGGCGGCGGCAGCAGCAGCAGCGGCUGCUGUAUCGGCGCCCACGGGCCAGGAUGCACUGGCUCAGCUGACGGCGACGGCGCUGGGGAUUGCAGCGCCAGGAGCGGGGCACCAGCAGCAGCUGCUGAUGGCCCAGCGGGAGCGGGAGCAGGCGCACCACCAUCUGCAACACCUCAACCACCACCACCUGCAGCACCACCACCACCACCACAACAACAACAACAAUGAGAAUCUGCACGAGCGGGCGCUCAAGUUCAGCAUCGACAACAUCCUGAAGGCGGACUUUGGCUCCCGCCUGGUGGGUGGCAACGUGGGGAACCAUCACCCGAAGAUCGGAGCAGGCGGUGGCAGCAGCAACAGCAGCCAAAACAGCAACAGCCAUAGCCAUCCCCUCAAGGCGCCCAAGAAGUCGGGCAAGGCGCUCAACCUGGCCCAGAGCCAGGCGCAGGCGGUCAACUCCAGCCUGAGCUUCUCCAGCUCCCUGGCCAACAUCUGCAGCAACAGCAACGACUCGAACAGCACCGCCACCAGCAGCAGCACAACGGCCACCACUCUGGCAGUGGAUCUGGUCAAGUCCCCGCCACCGGCGGCGGGAGGAGCAGCAGCCAAGGAGACAGCCAAAAAAUCUGGAGAGGACUCGGGUACGCCCAUCGUGUGGCCGGCGUGGGUCUAUUGCACUCGCUACAGCGAUCGCCCCAGCUCAGGUCGAAGUCCGCGAGCCCGCAAACCCAAGAAGCCAACGACGACCAGUGCCGCGGGUGGCAGCGGGAGCAGCGACAAGGGCGAUACGGACGCUGGCAACGUGCCGGAGGACAAGCGUCCUCGGACGGCCUUCAGUGGACCGCAGUUAGCGAGACUGAAGCACGAGUUCAAUGAGAACCGCUACCUAACGGAAAAGCGUCGCCAACAGCUGAGCGGAGAGCUGGGCCUGAACGAGGCCCAGAUCAAGAUCUGGUUCCAGAACAAGCGGGCCAAGCUGAAAAAAUCGAGCGGCACCAAGAACCCCCUGGCCCUGCAGCUGAUGGCCCAGGGCCUGUACAACCACUCGACGGUGCCUCUGACCCGCGAGGAGGAGGAGCUGCAGGAACUGCAGGAGGCGGCAGCCGCCUCCGCCUGCAAGGAGCCCUCGUAAGGGGACCCUUCGGCGGCAAUAUCUACGAUUAGUAUUUAUAGAGUAGUCCGUAAGUCUAGUGCCCUAAGUUGUACAAUAUUCUAGUCCCGCAGUGCCGCGCAGAGCGGUGGGGUCGGAGUCGGGGACCCUCUGUUGCGUGCGUGUUUUGUAUAAUAUCAAAUAGAUUCAUAAAUUCACAACUAAAUAAUUUAAUAAACAUUUAAAUUAUACGGA